AUGAAGCUCAGCAUCGUCCUCGCCAACCUGUCCCUCGUCCUCGGCUGCGCCACGCACGUCCGGCAAGCCUCCGGCCUCCCGCCCAUCGACCUGGGCAGCGACGCCCCCUCCGAUCCCGCGACGACCGGCUACUUCCUCAACCACGUCUCCCUCAACGUGCGCAACCUAAGCGCCAGCAUCGCCUUCUACACCGCCGCGCUCGGCAUGCGGCACGUCUUCACCGUGCGCGCCAGCCCGCGCCUGUCCAUCGCGUACCUCGGCCACGCGCAGGGCGGGCGCAACGGCACCGGCUACCAGAGCACCGCGGAGCUGCUGCGCGACAAGAACAACGCGCAGGGGCUGCUGGAGAUGCUGUGGCUGGACGUGCCGCGGCGGGACGUGGUGUCGCCGAGCGAGCGCGCCAACGGGGUCGGGCACCUCGGGGUGGUGGUGCCGGACGUGGAGGCGGCGCAGCGGCGGCUGGAGGGGGUUCUAGGAGGCGGCGCGAGGAUGUUGAAGAGGGUCGGGGAGGACACGCCGACGACGGGGCCGCUGGCGGUUUCGCAGGGGUUCGCGCCGGAGGUGUACGCGCAGCUGCCGGAGGCGGAGCGGCGAGGGAUCGAGGCGGUGCUCAACGAGAUCAACAGGCGGUUCAUCUACGUGCAGGACCCGGACGGCAACAUCUUGGAGAUUCAGCCGCAAGAUUAA
Messenger RNA from Cordyceps fumosorosea ARSEF 2679, 687 nucleotides. RefSeq names its product Glyoxalase/bleomycin resistance protein/dioxygenase. Gene Ontology annotation, molecular function: lactoylglutathione lyase activity; metal ion binding. Lineage: Eukaryota; Fungi; Ascomycota; Sordariomycetes; Hypocreales; Cordycipitaceae. The coding region runs from base 1 to 687 and encodes 228 amino acids. The record is from RefSeq and is a predicted model, not a curated record. The transcript has a single exon.